Messenger RNA from Cynocephalus volans (Philippine flying lemur), 1107 nucleotides. It is a transcript of the gene CCDC166, whose product is annotated as coiled-coil domain containing 166. Bases 1 to 1107 code for a protein of 368 amino acids. The transcript has 2 exons. Lineage: Eukaryota; Metazoa; Chordata; Mammalia; Dermoptera; Cynocephalidae. The record is from RefSeq and is a predicted model, not a curated record.
AUGGCGCCCAAGAAGCCGAGAGUGCAGUACGCGGAGCGCCGGCCCGGCGCGGGGGCCGAGGGCGCCGAGCCGCAGCCGUCGGAGCGGGCGCAGCACCUGCAGCGCGAACACGCACUGCUGUCGGGGCAGCUGCGCGCCUGCGAGGAGCGCGUGGACGCGGUGCUGGAGGAGAACGCCCUCCUGGAACGCGAGGCGCUGCGCCUGCGUGAGGAGAACCGGCUCUACGCCGGCUAUGUGAGCGCGCGCGCGCAGCGCUGCGCCACCGCCGUCGUGCGGCUGGACGAGCAGGACCGCGUGGCCCUGGCGCAGACCCGCCGGCAGCGGGCGGAGCUGGCGUCGCUCUACCAGGCGCGCGAGGACGGGGUGCGCGCGCAGCUGCUGCAGAUGGAGGCGCGCGCGGCGCAGACGGCGCGGCAGGUGCAGGAGCUGCAGCCCUACAAGGAGCUGCAGCUGGAGCAGCUGGCGCGCAUCCGGGCGCUGGAGCGCGAGCUGCUGCACAUGCGCGUGGAGCACACGCAGCUCCUGCACCGCGCGAAGCGGCGCUUCCUAGAGGACAAGGCGGCCUUGGAGCGCGAGGCGCGCCAGCGUGUGCAGUCCCUGGCGCGGCGCGCCGAGAGGGAAGCUGCACGCGCGCUCAUCGCGCACACACAGGCCGUCAAGGCGGAGAACGGGCGCCUGCGGCAGGAGCUGCUGCGGCUGCUCCACCGAACCCAGCUGCUGCACGACACGCGGCGCCAGCUGCUGGAGCAGCGCGAGCAGCUGCGGCGCGAGCACGAGGAUACGCGGGACCUGGCGCGCGUGCACAGCUGGCUGCGCAGGGGCCCCGGGGGCCCGCCGCUCUGGCAGCCGCCCCUCUCCUUCCCGCCCACCUCGCGCCCGUCACGCGCGACCUCCCGGGUCCCGUCCCUGAGCCCAUCGCGCGCGAGCUCCCGGACCCUGUCGCUGGCGUGGUCACGUGCGGACUCUCGGCUCUCUUCGCUGUCCUCACGGCGUGUAACCUCACAGGACACUGUCCCCUCUGCGAAGUCUGGCCCCGCAGUUCCCUGGGGUCUGUCCCGCUAUCGGGGCUCUGUCCACCCCGCAGGCGGCGGAGUCCGUGAGCACUGA